CUUACACAUAUUUUAUCAUCGGUGUAAUUAUCCACUCAGAACAGUCACUUGGAGUGUUUGAUGCUGGGAAUGGCUCUGAGAUGUUUCUGCGCCCCAGAUAUUCCAACUCAGUACCAAAACCAUGUGAAAUUGGAACAGAGAAGCAGCAAUAAGAAGUGUCUUCAGAAUGUGAAGAGUCUGGUCAACACUAUUGAGCUUCCAUCCAUUUCAUCUUCUCCACUUGAGUCUCUUCAGAGAGGCAACUGGGUCAAGCUCAUUUGUGGUGCAAGCUUUGAGGAUGUUGUUGAUAUCAGAAAUCUCAGUUUGGUUUACACUCUUGCUGGAGUUGACUGCAUUGACUGCGCUGCUGAUGCUUCGGUUGUCAGCGCUGUGAAUGAAGGAAUUGAAGCUGCAAGAGAUAUAUUAUGCAUUCGAAGGCCGUGGGUGAUGAUCAGUGUCAAUGAUGACAAAGACCUUCACUUUCGUAAGGCUGAAUUUGAUCCAGAGGACUGUCCAGCAGACUGUUCACGGCCUUGUGAAAAUGUGUGCCCUGCUAAUGCAAUAUCAUUCCAACGAAAACCUAAUGUUGGAAAUAUGAUGUUGGAAAACCUAAAGGAUGGAGUCAUCACUGAACGCUGCUAUGGCUGUGGUCGCUGUCUUCCAGUUUGCCCCUAUGAUAAAAUUAGAGAGGUAACAUAUGUUAGAGAUGCUAUCACAACUGCUGAUCUCAUCAAAAGAAAUGAUGUUGAUGCUAUGGAGAUACACACAAGUGGGAGGCAGAGUACACUGUUCGAAGAACUCUGGUAUGCUCUAGGAGACACAGUACAAAAUUUGAAGCUAAUAGCAGUUAGCUUACCUAAUAAUGGGGAUUCAACAAUAUCCUCCAUGAACAAAAUGUUCUCUAUUAUGAAACCCAGUCUUCGAGGCUUCAACUUAUGGCAGUUAGAUGGCCGUCCCAUGAGUGGAGAUAUUGGGAGAGGAGCCACUAAGGAAUCAAUUGUGUUUGCUGCUCAUUUGACUAAAGCAAAAGAUAGACCUCCAGGUUUUCUUCAACUUGCUGGUGGAACUAAUGCUCACACAAUAGAUGGGUUGAAAAAAGAGGGACUCUUUCAAACAACUAUAACCGAGUACCUAGAUGAUGAAAUGUCAACAAUCAGCUCAUCUAAUUCAUCACAUGUUUUAAUUAGUGGCAUAGCUUACGGUGGCUACGCACGGAAGAUUGUUGGUAGAGUAUUGCGAUCCAUGCAGACCCAACAUGGUGGAGCUGCUUCGAUUGAGGAUCAUCCGGAGCAUCUCUUGAUGGCUCUUAGGGAAGCACUUGCAUUGGUUGGACCUGUUAAAAAUGUCUGUGAUCCAUGACAACCUCACAGUUUAAGUACUUUCUUUCAUGCAGCAAUAUGCAUAAUAGUCUUUCGAUAGUAGUCAAUACUAAUAGGUUCUGUAGCUUGAUGCUUUCGUGCAAUGCAUGAGCAAGACAUAGCAAGUUGAGGUUGGAUCAA
This is a messenger RNA of Lotus japonicus, 1478 nucleotides long. RefSeq lists its product as uncharacterized. NCBI's taxonomy places the organism in Eukaryota, Viridiplantae, Streptophyta, Magnoliopsida, Fabales, Fabaceae. The transcript is spliced from 13 exons. Bases 61 to 1338 code for a protein of 425 amino acids. The record is from RefSeq and is a predicted model, not a curated record.